GCUGUUGAAAAAAAAAUCUCCUCCGUUUUCGCUGCCUCCUCCUCCCCUCCCCGCUACUCCCCCGUUCCCUUGACUCAUCAAGUCGACAAAGCGACAAGCCAUCCUGGUGCGACUCUCUCUCGAUCGCCGUAUAAGAUCAUUCGGACGAGCCCUCUGCACACCGAACUGUCAUUCGUCAUCUUCGACCUUGUCAUCACCGUCUCGUCUUCACCACCGACCACCAACCACCCCUCACCACCCCUCACAAUGGCCAACGACUCUUCCAACGGCGGCGAGGCCAAGUCCUCCUUCGCCGUCAAGGCCGGCCUCGCCCAGAUGCUCAAGGGCGGCGUCAUCAUGGACGUGACGACGGCUGAGCAGGCCCGCAUUGCCGAGGAGGCGGGCGCUUGUGCCGUCAUGGCCCUGGAGCGCGUCCCUGCCGACAUCCGCAAGGACGGCGGCGUCGCCCGCAUGUCAGAUCCCUCGGUCAUCAAAGAGAUCCAGGCUGCCGUCACCAUCCCCGUCAUGGCCAAGGCCCGCAUCGGCCACUUUGUCGAAUGCCAGAUCCUCGAGGCCCUCGGCGUCGACUACAUCGAUGAGAGCGAGGUGCUGACGCCCGCCGACGACGAAAGCCACGUCGAGAAGAGCGACUUCAAGGCCCCCUUCGUCUGCGGCUGCCGCAACCUCGGUGAGGCGCUGCGCCGCAUCGCCGAGGGCGCCGCCAUGAUCCGCACAAAGGGUGAGGCCGGCACCGGCGACGUGGUCGAGGCCGUCCGCCACAUGAAGACGGUCAACAAGCAGAUUGCCCAGGCCAAGGCAGCCCUGGCCGAGGGCGGCAUCAUCCGCAUCCGCGAGCUCGCCCGCCAGCUCGAGGUGGACGCCGACCUGCUGCGCCAGACAGCCGAGCUGGGCCGCCUGCCCGUCGUCAACUUUGCCGCCGGCGGUGUCGCCACCCCGGCCGACGCUGCACUCAUGAUGCAGCUCGGCUGCGACGGCGUCUUCGUCGGCAGCGGCAUUUUCAAGUCGGGCGACCCGGCCAAGCGCGCCAAGGCCAUUGUUCAGGCCACCACCCACUUCAAGGACCCCAAGGUGCUGGCCGAGUGCAGCACUGGCCUCGGUGAGGCCAUGGUUGGCAUUAACUGCGACACCAUGAAGCCCGAGGAGAAGCUCGCCGGCCGAGGCUGGUGAUUUCUGCCGUCAUCGUCAUUGUUGCGAGAAGAAACCGGUGGACCGAGGUGAGGGAUCGCUGAUAUGGGUGCGCAUCGUCGAGACUAUCCGCGCCCGCCCUCACCAUGCACAAACAUGGAGUGGCAUAUUGCAGCCACCCCCCUUAAAUCAUUUGUCGGAAGCUGGCGUUUGCUGUUUAUGGCAUGUCGAUGGGGGUCGUGUAAAAUUUGAGAGAGGGCCAUUCAACAUAUAAUACCAACAAAGGCCGCGGUUGGCGGUAAGAGGCAGUGGACAAGACGGAGAGCGGGACUCGUCGGGGCCCUGCGGCACCUCUCGGCCAGGCCCCGAGGCCAUAGGUUUGGUAGCAUCGCAAUGAGAAACGAGUAAAAC
Messenger RNA from Purpureocillium takamizusanense, 1536 nucleotides. RefSeq names its product Pyridoxal 5'-phosphate synthase (glutamine hydrolyzing) (gene SNZ1). Gene Ontology annotation, biological process: pyridoxal 5'-phosphate biosynthetic process; pyridoxine biosynthetic process; amino acid metabolic process. The transcript has a single exon. The coding region runs from base 247 to 1167 and encodes 306 amino acids. The record is from RefSeq and is a predicted model, not a curated record. Gene Ontology annotation, molecular function: amine-lyase activity. NCBI's taxonomy places the organism in Eukaryota, Fungi, Ascomycota, Sordariomycetes, Hypocreales, Ophiocordycipitaceae.